Thrips palmi is the source of this 2397-nucleotide messenger RNA. RefSeq names its product nuclear RNA export factor 2-like. Gene Ontology annotation, molecular function: protein binding; RNA binding. Gene Ontology annotation, cellular component: nucleus. Bases 194 to 2347 code for a protein of 717 amino acids. The record is from RefSeq and is a predicted model, not a curated record. Lineage: Eukaryota; Metazoa; Arthropoda; Insecta; Thysanoptera; Thripidae. The transcript has 13 exons. Gene Ontology annotation, biological process: poly(A)+ mRNA export from nucleus.
GUUUAUUUACCUACAGACACAGAGAACUAACCUAAAAGUUUCUGUUAUGAUGAACAUUAAUGUGAUAAUGCGAAAGUUUUCAUUGUAAAACCAUGACACUCGUACUGUUCUGUUGAUACUUUCCGUCAACUUUACCUCUCUCUUAUUUUUUCAUUUAUCUAGCCAGCCUUCAGGUUAAAAAGCUGAAGGGAAAAUGUCUGGCUACUGGUCACCAGCAAUGCUUAAUCAAGCGAUGCAAACAGCAGGCAAUCCAUACACGCCUCAAGCAGACAUCAACUCAACUUUAGCAGCAUUCGGAAAUAACUUUGAUACUGCAAGAGCCUUACUUGCAGCCAGCAUACCUCCACCCUCUGGUGCCUUUAUAACUAAUAAUCCACCUCCCACAACUGUUGUGAAGACGACGAGCAAAAUUACACUGCCAGAUUCUUAUAUCCGUGGUAAAAGGUCCAAAAAGGACCAAAGUCCAGCUUCUUUGGAAAAAGCCUCUUUUGGAAGUGACUCAAGUACUGCUAGUCAGGGAGUGAAUACCUUGCCAUCAUUAAGCCAGGCAACUGGAAAUCAUAGAUACAACACUGAUACUAGUGGAGGGAGCACAGUUAAUUUACUCCCUACUAGUACGCAGCCUCAAAUACCUACAUUUGAUGUUUUAUCCAAGACAGAUUUUCAAGUUCCAGAAGAGACCACACCAGUUUUCAGCACUGAAAUAGGCAUGGGAAAGGAAUAUCCUGUUGCCAAAGAGCAGCCUACUCAAAGUAUCCUCUUAGAACCAACAAACACUCGUAACAAGCUGUUCCCUCAUGGUGCUUUUCGAAUUCUUCAUGAUAAUGAUCACUGGCAUAAAUUCAUUAUUUCAGGACCUGUUGCUGACAACAAGGAAAAGAUAUUAAAACGCAUUCUAGAACUUAGUGAUCCUACUUUACUUUUACCUGUCAUGUACCAAGAGGAAGGAGAUGCUGCUGUGUUUUACGCUCGGAACUGUGGAUCAGCCAUUGACAGGCUAUGCCGUAAUAAUCAUUUGAUUUUUGAAAUUGAUGGUCAAAAGUAUAUUCUGCGAAUUCUCCUUCAAUGCGCACCUGUAAACAGGUUAAAACUUAAUGCGUUAGGCAUUCUUCGAAAAGUUUUGGAAAAAAGGUUCAACUCAUCUGAUCGAUGCCUCGAUUUGUCAAACUUUGAGCAUGACCCAGAUUUGGCUUCCACUUUGUACUGUCCACUUUCUCAACCCAGUUUGUUGCAUUAUGUGCUAACCACAGCCAUAAAUAUCCCCAUAAAUUUUUAUACUCUACGUCUUUCCUACAAUGGAAUUCGGAUCCUAAAAAUUGAUGUCCUGUUUAAAGCAUCUUAUCUGCGAACAUUAGACUUAUCACACAAUGAGCUUUUGUAUCAAAAAGAUGUGAAAGACUUAAAAGAAUUGGGUCAAGUCACCAGGCUUAUAUUGGAUGGAAACCCUCUUUGUGCUGACUUCAGAACACCAGAAGAAUAUAUCAAUAAAAUGAAAUUAUUAAUGCCUCAGCUAAAAAGUCUGGACUCAGCCUCUUUAUUUCCUGGUUCAAUAUCAGUACCUAGAGUUAAAAAUUUCCUCUGUUCCAAGGAGGGGCAUCAGAUGGUUGAUCAAUUUUUAAAACAUUUCUUUGAUCGCUAUGAUUGGAAAGAUCGACGGUGUCUUGAUGGUUUAUAUCACAACAAUGCUCUCUUUUCUCUAACUUGUGUACAUUUAGCUGGGCAGAGCACCUCUGAUGGCUGCUCAUUGACAUGGUAUACAACUUACAAUCAUAAUUUGGCUAAGUUAUCUGAUUACUCAAAAGUUGAGAAGAAUAUGUACCAUGGACCUGAUGAAAUUCUUGAGUUAUUCAGCUGUCUACCCCCAACUGAGCAUGACCCUUAUUCAUUUUCAGUUGAUCUCGUGCAUUACAAUGAUAUUGCAGCUGUAAUUUCAGUAUCCGGCAUAUUUAGGGAGCAACCAUCUCUUCCACCAGAACCUGACCAAAUGAGAAGUUUUAGACGUGUUUUUGUUUUACGCUGCACUGCUCCUAAUGAAUGGCAAAUUACUAAUGAACAGCUUCAUUUAUCAAAUCCUACAACAGAGCAGGCAGAAGCCUCUUUCAAAAUUAGACGCCCUCCUGUGGAGGCUCCUGUAGCAGCAUGGUUAGUGCAAGAUGCUCAACUGCUCAGUGAUACGGAGAAAGAACAGAUGGCCUGCAUAAUGACUCAACUGACCACUCUCAACAAGGAAUGGGCUACAAGAUUUUUGAUAGAGAGUCAUUGGUAUGUGAGGGAAGCUUUGAUCUCUUUUGUGAACAAAUUUGAAGCUAAAGCACUGCCCGAGGAUGCCUUUACCAAAGACCAAUGAACUUUUUGAACUGAGCUUGAAUAAAUUUGGAUUAUUAUUAUUAUUAUUAU